Aspergillus alliaceus is the source of this 2580-nucleotide messenger RNA. RefSeq names its product putative C2H2 finger domain protein (gene zfpA). The transcript has a single exon. NCBI's taxonomy places the organism in Eukaryota, Fungi, Ascomycota, Eurotiomycetes, Eurotiales, Aspergillaceae. The record is from RefSeq and is a predicted model, not a curated record. The coding region runs from base 120 to 2171 and encodes 683 amino acids.
AUCUAUUGAUCUCACAUUUCGUUUCCCAAAACAAUACUGCCCCUUCUCCCUCCGAUCUUGACCCUCGCAUUCCGAUCCCCACAUACUAAGAUCAACCAACCACUGAGCCAAAAGUGGGCAUGCAGGCCCAAAGAGAUCAUCCUGACUUUGUCCUCUUUCCUUCGCAAUUCAACGCCGAAAGCAAAAUGUUGGCAUACGAUUCGUCGAGACAGCAACAGACUCCAUACUUUCAGCAUUUCACAAUGGAUCCCGCGUUGACCGGACCCUUUACCUUCAACGUGGACAGCCUGAGUGGCUUCGGACAAGCUCCCAAUUCGGCACAAAUGCCCCAGUCGUCUUAUUUUGAUACUCCGUCAAUUGAUGCAUACUCCGAUGCCAAUAACGCCGCUAGCUUCCCGGCCAUGCCGGCCACUCCGCCGUCGGCCCCAAUUUCGCAUUCCUCUGAACCUUUCAUGUCUGGUCUUUCUACGGCAUCGGGCCCUUCAAUUGCAAGCGCCUCAUCUUCGGCCAUAGGCUCCCCUUAUUCAGGAACUGCCCCGGCCAUCCAGGAGAGCUGGGUAGAUACUAACCACGGUCUGGGGCUUCCGGCUGCGGUGAUGGGCGAUAUCUUCCCAAAUGAAUACAUUGGGAGCACGCUGGACUUAGAAGGGUACUAUCACAAAAAGGGUUCAGAUAGCUAUGUUGGUGAGUCGAACUGUAUGAUUCGCAACUCCAAGCACAGAGCGCUUACAAGUAAUGCUUCAACGACAGAUCCUUCCUUGAUUGAGACAUUGCAACCACAUACAACUAUUCCUCAAUCUUCUAUGCCAUAUCCUGAGCAGUCAAAUUACGCUUUUCACCAAAAUGGGUUCCUUCCUCAAUCUCCUGAAGUUUCUUAUCUCCCCCAGACCGAAGAUUUUCAGACAAAGCAGGCGAUUACACAACAACUUAACCACAUACCGAUAUCCUCCCCUCUGAUGCCUUCCGGCUCUCCCAUCAAUGACCGGAGAUCCUCCAUCUCCUCUGAGCGUUCCCGUCGCUCACAGCCGAGUCCGGCCGCUAGUAACGCCGAUCUUGAUGAUGAAACCAAGGAGAAAGGGCGGUGUCCCCACUCAGAUUGUGGACGGAUCUUCAAGGAUUUGAAGGCUCAUUUGCUAACUCAUCGGUCGGAGAGGCCUGAGAAAUGCCCCAUUGUCACCUGUGAAUAUCAUAUCAAAGGGUUCGCCCGCAAGUAUGACAAGAACCGCCAUACACUCACUCACUACAAAGGAACGAUGGUCUGCGGCUUCUGUCCAGGAUCUGGGUCACCAGCUGAAAAGAGCUUUAAUAGAGCAGAUGUCUUCAAGCGUCACCUCACUUCAGUGCACGGUGUGGAGCAAACGCCUCCAAACUGCCGGAAGAAGAGUCCAUCCGGGUCUACUAAGGCUCUCACCGGCUACUGUAACGAUGCGACUGGCAAGUGCUCGACUUGCUCUGCUACUUUCAGUAACGCACAGGACUUUUAUGAGCAUUUGGAUGACUGCGUUCUUCGGGUUGUGCAACAGGAGGAACCCAGUGAGGCCAUCAACCAGCAACGACUGGCUGAAGUUGAUUCCGACGAGGAAGUACAGAAGACCAUGGAGAAGCAUAUGCUGCUCGACACGGCUGGUACCGUUGAUCGAUACGACGAUGAAAAUGAUGAUGACGAUGACGAUUCGAAUGAGUUCUUAUCUCUUCGACGACCAACUAACGGUUCAAUGAAAGCCGGCAAGGCCGGCUCGAGUACCUCUUCGCGUGCUAUCUUGGGGAACAACGCUGUUACGAAGCGCCCGACCGGAUCUAAGAGACGCAAUAACCGUGAUCGUUACCCGCAAUCCUGGGGUUGCCCUAGGAGCAGCGUCAACACGAAAAAGCGCGUUUUGUGUGUGUUUGACGGACAACGCCGUCUGUGGAAGGAUGAGAUGAUGUUGAACAACGAAUUCGAAGUUCGUCUCAAGCUUCCUGGUGGCGCUCGCGAUGGCACCAACCGAGAGGCAUAUAUAACUGACUUGGACGUCGAAACGAUGAAGCGCGCUGAAGGUGUCCUGAGCGCCACUGACGAGGAACGUGGUCCUUGGCUAGAUACUUCCUCGCCCCAUCUUAUUGGGCAAGCGGCUAUGCCACUGCCUCAUUCCUAUGACGGAGAAGUGGAUCUUGAUGGGUAUGCCUCUUAAUACUGCUUUCCUUCUCAACUCCCCUCUAUCUUCUCUAGUUUCGCUCCUGUUUUGCAUACGUGGCAUGAUGUUAGCGAUAUUUCUUAUGUUUGAGUAGUGUGAUACCAUUAUUUGUUGAUGUUUUCGUUCUCAAUUCGUUUGGAAUCCAUCUUCUCAAUUUUGUACUUAUACGGUAUCUAUCCUUGUUCUCUGUCUGGCUGGGCCUUCGGAAUUCAAGGGGACAAGAUGGGGAAAAAAGCAUUUUCUGUGUUUUACUAUUACCACUUUUAACCAGGUCAUUCAAUACCGAUACCCGAGUUCAACGGGGAUUCUUCAUUUUUCUUACGCUAAAUCCAAACCUUGAGAGGCUUAUUGAGUAGGAGUAUGGUCACCAUCUAAGAUGGAUAUAUAUAUAUAUUAUUUCGUUUGA